This is a messenger RNA of Ostrea edulis (European flat oyster), 4199 nucleotides long. RefSeq lists its product as uncharacterized. Lineage: Eukaryota; Metazoa; Mollusca; Bivalvia; Ostreida; Ostreidae. The record is from RefSeq and is a predicted model, not a curated record. The transcript has 31 exons. The coding region runs from base 124 to 3783 and encodes 1219 amino acids.
UCUUAACAAAGGAGAAUGUAAACAACAAAGCGAAGACGGCACUUCAACUGCCACUUGAUUUUUGGUGUGUGUAUCUAUAGAAGUGUAUCUAUAGAUCUAAUUUAAUUUAAGAAGUGUUGAGACAUGUCUAGACCAUCAACAAACCAAACGAAUCCUGACAGGAGAAGAAAUAGGAAAAUCAGACGACCUGUCCACCAAGAGACCUUGGAGGAAGAAAAUGAGGAGGAUGAAAUUGAUAGACCUCGAGGCUACAAGCCUCCUGCACCAGACUUUAACACUGACCACAUGAGGGUCUUUAUGGCGUACCUAGAGGAAACAGAGGUGGACCAAAAGUUUCGAGACUUGGUAAAGCAGCUGUUUAGUCUGCAGAGACUGCCAUACAAUCCUUAUCCGGGAUUUGUCAUGCGCUUUUCUGGGUUAGAGGAGAAAUUUCUUCUCAAUCUCACUGAUGGAACAUUAAUUCAUUCCUUACUGAACACGGACUUUGACAGCUCGUAUCUGGAUGGUUUGGUGUCUGUGCGGGGCUGUAACAAUGUGUGGGGACUGAGUAAUAUCAUCAGCGCAGUGUCCCCUGCUCAUUUACAGAAGUACUCCUGGCUGGUGGCUGACCUCAGUAACUUCCCAGGACUGUCAAGAUCGAUGUCACUAUCACUAGUAGGACCAGCUGUCUUUGAAGGAACAUAUUACUCAGAGAUUCAUGUGCCACAGUUUAGACUGGAAAUGACCAUCAAUCAAACAGAUUUAACUUUGGGCAUUGAGGAAUUUGCUGAUGGGAUCAUAAGUCACAUGAAGGACCUGGAUAAAAGACACUAUGUUAUGGAUAUACAUAUUCCACACCUGGAGAAAAUGCAGUUUGUGGAUAAGUGGGAUCUUGAGAGCUUACAAAAAGAUAAGAAGGAGUUUGUCCAAGCAGUGAAUCGUGCCGUGUUAAAUCAUCUGUACCCUAUGGUGGACUGUGUGUUCAGUCUGGACCGUGCAGGAGAGAGGUCCACUGCUGGUCAAGUACAAUAUGCUGUUAACUUUCAACAUCCACUAGAGGGCGCUGAUAGUCAGGAGGGUGUCAGAUUGCCAGAAGCUGGGACACCGAUGCUAUCAAUGUAUGACGGGGUGUAUUUGGAGAAACGUCAGGCAGAGUAUUAUCUCGGUCUUUUUACACAGGACCAGAGAGAUAAAGCCGGUUACAGUGGAGUUAAAGACGCUGGGGGUUUCACAUCAACCAACGAGGUGGUGGAAGGGGUCCGAAACUACCUGAACAAGAAGAUAGCAGGGUGCCUGAUGUAUGCGGAGUUCUCUGAGGCAAUCUACUGGUCCAUCGUGCUGUUCCAGAUGGACAGAGCUUCAUAUCCUAUUGAGAUAGCUGAAGAAUUGCUCAAGUUGUGUAACUCAUCUCUCGGCAAAAUCUGUGUUUUAUGGGACCAGUGCAAAAGUCUGGUGUUGUUGACUAAAGCCCAGGAUGCGGAGGGAAAAUUCACCAAAGAAAUUGGAAGGCAGUUGGAGGAUUAUAGAAAGACAACAGCACUAAUGUUUGACACCAGUCUGAUUGAAAGGAAUCAUUCCAUGAAAUGUUUUGGUGAUAUACUGGUGUCCAGAAUCACUCAGUUUAUUUCUGGUGACUACACUGCAAUAGAGUUACACAGAGGUCUAUAUGCCAUGUACUUCUACAUCCAAGGAAUGGUGAUUCAAGUCUCGGAGAAUCUCAAAGACUGUUGCCCAGUUUUAACCGCAAAGAUAUUUAUUGUGGCUGUGGGGGAACAUCGUGAUGCCCAACCCAAACCAAUCUUUACAGUGCGACAGAGACCCGAUGCUAAUGGAGGUGUGAAACACGAAGCCGAUGUCGUCCACGGCAUGGAAGACGAGAAAAUGAAAGAUCUGGAGCAUGAACGCAUGAUUGUGGAUGUUGAAGCUAAUGGCAGUGAUUAUAACCAGCUGAUUAAAGUGGAGGGAGUUCUGAUGCAGUAUGCCAUUGAUUCACAUUUAGAUGAGACGUGGCACAGCUUUCUGACAAUCCUGCAGAAUAAGGAGUCUCUUCCGCCCAAUCCCUACCCUACACUGAUCUCACUGCUUAGAAAGCAGGCCAUGAAGAUGGAUCUUAUUUACCAACCAAAGUCUCAUAUCAUGAAGUCCUUGUUUCAAACUAGUCCAUCCUCUGAGGAAAAAAAGGGCAGACAGGAAGAUAAGCAGUCAGAUGUGUAUAUUGUGAAUGGAGUGGAUGCUCACGGUCUUUUAAGUUCUGUGUAUGUUUUGGACACUGGGGGGUUUGCACCAAUUUAUGAAGCCAUCCAACCAUUGAUUUAUGACAAGACAGCAGAAAGAAGGAAGCAAUUCACGAUAAGUGUCAGUACUGCUAUGAGUGGUCCAGGCAUACUGUAUGGAAAAACCCAGCCUUAUCUGAAGAAGGUAGACCUUCAUGAGCAUUACUAUAUCCAGGGACCAGCUGAUCAAAGAGACAAUGCCAUACAAAUAUUUGCCAGUAUGGUGGAGACCCACAUACUUGAGUUGAUAAAGAAGAACACGGUGCCUGUUUUGGGCAUGUACUUCCCCACUGAGCGCUGGUCUUGGGAAACCAUUUUGAACAGAUAUGAGAAGGGAGGCUUUUCAGCAUUUGCUUCGACGAUUUGCCGCCAUGCUCAACAGAAAAAAACAUUCUAUAUGAAGGCUUUGGUUAUGAUAGAUUGGAGAUAUGUAACAGCUGAAAAAUACUUCUUGUUGCAUUACCUCACUGACAAGUUUAUCAAACCAGAACUGUCUUACCCUGAGAGUGGAAUAACCAUCUACCAGACCGUUUUCUUUUCAAAAGCAAAUGCUCAGUUUCAUCGUCGGAAUGGACAGUUGGAGUACAGCGACAUACAACAGGAUGUGGUGACGGUGGAGGAGUGUGUGGAUCAGCUGAUCGUGAUUGGAGCACAGCAGAAUGAAUGGCUGGAGGUCCACAGGGGGCUACUGCUGAAAAAUCUACUACGAAUGGUAAGGGAUGAUGAACCUUUGGAGCUAGUGGCAGAUUUGGACGAGUUUGAAGUUUUAACUCAGGAAGAAAAACACAUUGUUGAAGCCUGGUAUGUUCUACACAGUAUGGCAGCUCAGAUGGAGUAUGUGAUUGCAUUUACAAGCACUUUGCAGGAUCUUACUCAGCUAUUUAUAGAAAUGGAAAAGUUCAAAGUGAAAAACGACAAAUAUCUGGCUACAAUUACCAAGGAAGAAAAACCACCGACUCCAAUCAAAGAGAGAAAGAAGAAGGAAAAGGAGAGAAAGAAGCAGGAAAAGUUAGUGAAAGAAAUGAGAGAGAAAGAGAAGGCAAAGAAGAUAAACCUGCUGGAGAAGCGAAAGAUGACAGUGAAUGAGGAGAAGUCAAAGGAGGGCCAUGCUGGGGAGGAAGAGCUUUGGGAGGAGGAGUUUGAGAAGAUGGACAUUUCUGACAGAACAGUGCCUAGCAAGCAGACAGGAUUUGUCCCUAUUGAAGAAUUUAAGAUUUCCAUAGAUGAGGCCAUGUUCAGCAGAAUGGUUAUGAUAUAUUGGAGGAAAUUAAUGCAGGUCCUGUCUGCCAAGAUCUUCAUGGUCUCGCCCAGUCUGAGAAAUUACCUAGAACUCCGUCUUUCUCCCUGUCUGGAGGAUGACCCCCAGUCUGGCAACUUCUACUUGUCUUACACGCAGCAGACUGUUGAGCGACUGGAAGAGAUCAAACACAUCCUGCAUUCAGUACAAGAUAUUCUAGCAUGUGAUGUCCACAUGAUUUGUCCGGAAGCACAAUCACUGAUCCAGGAACUGAAAUCUAAAUAUCCAAACUAAAGAAACAGGGGGGGGGGGGGGGGGUGUCUUUAAAAUUUGAGAUUAUCCAGUUGAUUUAAAUAUGUCUAUAACACGAUACACUGAAGUAAAUGAUGGUUUGCUAGAAAUAAGAUAAGGAACAAUCCUUUAAUUGCGUUGCAGUAGACAGUGGUUUGGACAUUCCAGUGUUUUUAUAGCGCUUUCUGUAUAACUCUUCAGAUUACUGUGGAAUGGUGAAAAUCGCAUGCCAGUCCUUUUAUGUACGCAUCUGGUACAGGAGAACAAUUGCAUUUCAGAUUUGAAUAUCUAUCAAUUUUAGAUGCUUGAUGGUGAAGUAGUAAAUGAUUAGAUUGUUUUCUUCUUUGUCAGCAUUCAUAUCUAUUUAUCACAUUGUAAUUUAAUACAUGUAAUUGACAAUAAAAUGAUUUAAUAAGACA